This is a messenger RNA of Cephus cinctus (wheat stem sawfly), 2206 nucleotides long. Its product is annotated as facilitated trehalose transporter Tret1-like. Bases 67 to 1752 code for a protein of 561 amino acids. Gene Ontology annotation, molecular function: transmembrane transporter activity. The record is from RefSeq and is a predicted model, not a curated record. The transcript has a single exon. Gene Ontology annotation, biological process: transmembrane transport. NCBI's taxonomy places the organism in Eukaryota, Metazoa, Arthropoda, Insecta, Hymenoptera, Cephidae. Gene Ontology annotation, cellular component: membrane.
UUGCAGUGGUUUAAUUCUAUAUGGUGUGGAAAUUCGAGAACAGCAUCUAAUAAGAACGAUGAAGUGAUGAGAGAUGACGUUAAUAAGAAUAUUAAACAAGCUACAAAAACCAAAUUUAGUGGAACCUAUACGCUGAAAGUCGAAAAACCUACAGAAGUAUCAAUAUUACUAUUUAUUAGACAAACGCUUGCUGCCCUGGGACCAAUGCUCUCAACGGUUUGCAUCGGAAUUACUGUUGGUUACAGUGCAAUCUUGCUUGCACAAUUGCAAAAGAAUACACAGUUUUCUGAAGGGUCACGCGCAAAUAUAUUAAUUGGGACCACGAACGAUGAGUCCUGGUUGGCUGCUUCAGGUGCACUUUUAAUGUCUCCCGGUUGCUGGUUAUCCGGGAUUCUCAUGGAAUUCUUUGGAAGAAGAGUAACUCAUUUAAUUAUUAGUCCUAUAUUUUGUUUAGCUUGGGUAGCUAUUGGUUUAGCUCCCAAUAGGCCAACUCUAAUUUUUGGCCGAUUGCUUUGUGGACUCUGUGUGGGUCUCCAAGCACCCCUAGGACCAGUUUAUGUCGCAGAAAUCAGUGAACCUCAAUUACGCGGUAUACUUUUAUCUGCGAUUAGUUUAGCGGUAUCUAUAGGAAUAUUAUUCGUACACGUUGUGGGAUCUUUUGUGUCAUGGGAGAAUACAGCUCUUAUUUCGAUGGUUUUUCCUAUUCUUUGUUUCUUGAUUUGUCUCAACGCGCCUGAAAGUCCAAGUUGGUUACUUAAGAAACAUAAAUCCACUUUAGCUCGAGAGUCCUGGAUUUACCUGCGUGGAUUAGAUUCUUUUGAAGAGUUUGAAAAAAUUGGAUUGGCAGAACAGAAUAAUACUCGCCUUCAAGAUGUAGAACCAACUUGCAAUUAUUCUAAACAAAAUAAUUCUGAAGCUCAUGGCACUUCAGAAUUGACCAUCGUGGAAUGUGGGGUAGGAGCACGCACAGUGCAGGAAGAACCCAAUGUAAAAUCAAUUGUUGAAUCGAUUCAGAGUAUUACACAAGAACAAAGUACUUCAAUAUCCAAUAUACAUCAAAAUGAUCACAAUUCGCAAAAACAGAAGAUCAAAUCAGUUAAAAGGUUGUUCAAUAUAUGGACCAAUGCAAUGUUUUGGAAGCCAUUAAUCAUUUUAAACAUAUUUUUUUUCGUCGCUCAAUUCUCAGGCGUGAAUGUAUUAUCAUUCUAUUGCGUGCAGCUUCUAAAGGAGGUAAUGACAUCGACCGAAAAUUCUUAUCUAGCUACAAUAUUAGUGGAUUUAGUGCGAGUAUUAGCUAGCGUCCUGGCUUGUUGGAUGACCAAAAAGUUUUCACGUCGCUUCUUAGCUAUAACAUCUGCAACCGGAGCUUCUCUUAGUCUUCUAAUUCUUUCUGGGGUAAUGUUUUGGAAUAUGGCAACAUCUUGGAUUCCAUUAUUCCUCCUUUUAAUAUUUGUAUGCGCAGUUUCGAUAGGCCUCGUUCCUCUACCUUGGCUUCUUUGCGGCGAAAUAUUUCCAACGCCAGUCCGCGCUCUUGGCACCGGCAUUUCUUCCGCUUGCGCUUUUAUAUAUUUCUUUGCCGUUGUGAGACUUGGUCCUUUUAUGCUCAAGGAUCUCGGAUCUCCUUGCACAUUUUUCAUUUUCGGCCUCAUCACUCUCAUCGGCACUUGCCUGUUAUACUUUUUUCUUCCGGAAACUAAGGACAAAACUCUUACGGAUAUUGGACGGUAUUUUCAAAAAAAAAAUGAUGUCUAAUAUAUCUCAAAAUUAUACAUAAUUGGUUUCAAUGUGACUAAAAUUUCUCAUUUGACGCCGAUUUAUGCGACUCUAUCACAAUUUUCUGGUAUAAUAUCCUUUUUAUUACUGAGACCAUAAUUUCUAUUUGCACAAUAGUUCGUAUCAUUAAAAAACUGUCAGAUGGUGGUGCAAAAUUUCGUACUUUCGAAAGUCUUUUCUUUGUACUAUAAAUCUAAGUGUCGUACAAUGUGUGCCGAUUCGGCACGCAGCAAAGUGUGAGAUUGAAACUUAACGUUUAAAAAUAACACACACGCUAUGUGUAGUAUAUAAAAUAAACACACUUGUGCAUAAUUUUCAUAUAAUACAUUUCUGUAAUAUUUGUGAUAUGAAAUGGUUGAUUUCAAUGUAACACAUAAAUUAGAAAUAACCGUAACCAUUUGAAUAUUAUGCACAUAAUGAUGGCACACUUUAA